AUGAUGCUGAGUCCAGAACAAACUGAUUCAGAUCUACCGUGGAGCCAGUCAGACGCUGAAACAAUGCUGAACGAUAUCAAGGUUGGCUGCAUCACGGACGAGCCCAUGGAGGGAGAGGGCAAGAUGAGGUCUCUGGCCCCGCAAACCCUCAGCAGGGAGGAAAAGAGGAGGCGCAGGCGCGCCACAGCGAAAUACCGUUCAGCCCACGCCACCCGCGAGAGAAUCCGGGUCGAAGCCUUCAACGUUGCCUUUGCCGAACUGAGGAAGCUGUUGCCUACACUGCCCCCUGACAAAAAACUGUCCAAGAUUGAAAUUCUGAGACUAGCUAUUUGUUACAUUUCAUAUCUAAAUCAUGUGUUGGAUGUUUAG
Messenger RNA from Sinocyclocheilus rhinocerous, 369 nucleotides. Its product is annotated as helix-loop-helix protein 2-like. The transcript has a single exon. The coding region runs from base 1 to 369 and encodes 122 amino acids. Gene Ontology annotation, molecular function: RNA polymerase II cis-regulatory region sequence-specific DNA binding; protein dimerization activity; DNA-binding transcription factor activity, RNA polymerase II-specific. NCBI's taxonomy places the organism in Eukaryota, Metazoa, Chordata, Actinopteri, Cypriniformes, Cyprinidae. Gene Ontology annotation, biological process: regulation of transcription by RNA polymerase II. The record is from RefSeq and is a predicted model, not a curated record.